Molecule: messenger RNA, 789 nt
Organism: Xylaria bambusicola
Lineage: Eukaryota; Fungi; Ascomycota; Sordariomycetes; Xylariales; Xylariaceae
Product: putative glutathione S-transferase
Exons: 4
Coding region: 1-789 (262 amino acids)
Source: RefSeq, a predicted model, not a curated record
AUGGCAAGCGAUAAAGCACAGGUCAAGCUGUAUUGGCUUGAAAAAUCUCGAGCUCAGAACAUCCUAUGGCUGCUUGAGGAACUCAAGAUAGACUAUGAGAUCGAAACCUUCCGCCGCGGUAGCGACAUGCUCGCGCCGUCGGAACUAAAGAAGAUUCACCCGUUGGGCAAAUCUCCCCUGGUUUCCGUCACGCCGCCUGGACCAUCGUCGGAACCCAUCAUCCUGGCUGAGAGCGGAUUCAUCACUCAAUAUCUCAGUGAACAUUUUGGCCAUGAGACGACUAUGAUGCCGAAGCGCUGGAAGGAGGGUCAGGAGGGCAAGGUUGGCGGCGAGACCGAAGAGUGGAUGCGUUGGCAGUACCUGCUGCACUUUGUUGAAGGGACCUUUAUGUCGACAUUGAUCAUCGCGGUGGUGGUUGGCAUGUUGAAGAGCAACAAAAUCCCCUUUUUCCUUCGGCCUAUCACAUCCAUGGUCGCAAAUCAAAUUCUUUCAUCAUUCAUCUUGCCCAAUCUAAAGGGGCAACUUGGCUUCCUGGAGAAGCAGCUUGAGACGUCCAGCGGGGAUUACCUCUGUGGCAAGAACUUGACGUCGGCUGAUGUUUUACUCAGCUUCGGCCUGCUAUCUGUCAGAGACAGGCUCGAAGAGUAUGGUUCGUGGCCCGCUGGUGGACCCCAAGGGGUGUACCCUAAGCUGUUUGCUUACAGCACUCGGCUGGAAUCGCAGCCAGGAUACAAGAAGUCGGUUGAGAAAAUCAAGGAGAUUGAUUCAAGCCUGGGGAUUGAGUUUUGA